This is a messenger RNA of Macrosiphum euphorbiae (potato aphid), 942 nucleotides long. NCBI's taxonomy places the organism in Eukaryota, Metazoa, Arthropoda, Insecta, Hemiptera, Aphididae. The record is from the annotation of a GenBank genome assembly.
AUGUUAAACUACAGAAAACAAAGUAGACUCACAUUUUCAAAAUGCCAAGCAUUAUGGAAUAAGCAGAACCGUUCACCUCAAAUAGCUGAUAUAAUUAAAAUGAAUUUGGGCGUUUAUUUAAAAACUCCUAAUCAAACACGUUGGAACUGUUGGUUUGAUUCAUCAAAAUUUCUUCUUUUGCAUUUUAAAAACAGUCCUUCCAAGUUCACUAAAGUGUGUGAUGCUAUAAAAUUAAAUCGGUUUUCCAAAAAUGAUUUAGAAUUUUUAGAAGAGUAUGUUGUAGUUAUGGAACCAUUGUGCAUUUGCCUUGAUGUGUUGCAAGGGGAAAAAAAUAUGUAUUUUGGGUUUUUGUUGCCUUCUAUUACAAUACUCUUACAAAAAUAUGAUGAUAUCGCUAAAAAAAAUUUAGUUUAUUGUGAUUCUUUAGUUAGUUUGAUAAAAGCAAACGUGGAAAAACGUUUCGAAAAUUUUUUGACUGAUCCGUUUUUAUUAUCUGCAACGGUUUCACAUCCGUUUUUUAAAACCAUCUGGCUAACCGACAAUGAUAAAAAAGAUAAGGCAUUAUCAUUUUUUAAAAAAUCUUGUUUAGAAAUGUUUGAACAAUCAAAUUUGCCUGAAUCUGAGAUAUCUGAUAGCAAUAUGAGUGAUGAUGCAAAUAAUUACUUUAACUGGUCUGAAAAUAAAUCAAAAGUGGAUCUUUCAUUAGAGCAAGAAAUAACAAGGUAUUUGUCAAAAAGUCCUACAAAAAAUCUUAAUAUAUUGAAUGAAAUGCCCACAGUUAAAAAAGUAUUUUUAAAAUUUAACACACCACUUCCUAGCAGUGCUGCUGUGGAACGCAUAUUUAGUAUUGGUGGUGCUGUUUUAUCUAAAAAAAGAGGUAGGAUGAAUGAUAAAAAUUUUGAAAAUGUAUUAAUGUUAAAGUGUAAUAAAUCAUUAAUAUAA